GGUUGGGGACGUUUGGGUCCUUGCCGCGGGAAAAAGCGCCAACUUCUGCGGCAUCUCUGAAAUUUGAUCAAAAAUACACUUAAUUUGGCGACGAUGUGGGAUAAGAUCUACUGAGAUGACAAAUUGUGUCGGGGGCGCUGUUGCUGCGGUGUGAACGGGCCCAGGCUUCACAGAGGUCAGAAAAGAUGCCAGUAGUUCAGGGGGAUACGGUUGUUGCGACGCUGGGGAGCCCCAUUAAGAAAAAUAGACUGUCCCUGAGGUUUUUCCAUAAGAAGGAGACUAAGCGGGCUUUGGACUUCUCUGAACCCGCCCCUGAUGAACCCAAGACGGGAGAACCAGUGGAGCAGGAGCCGAGCAGCUGUGACCAGGUAGUGCCCUGCCCGCCCUCUCCCAGCCUGCUCCUGUCUCAGGAGAAGAAGGAAAACCUGCUGCCGUUCAUUGGCUUCAACAAUCUGGGAAACACCUGCUAUUUGAACAGCGUGCUGCAGGUGCUGUAUCACUGUCCAGGGCUCAGAGAGGGCAUCAAGAAACUGCACAGCCUCUGCAAGAACAAGGAGAAAGCAAAGGAUGAGAGUGAGAAAGCUGAAGAGACAGAAGAGGAGUCUGCUCCGCCCCACAUAGACCUGCUCUGCAGCUUCAUGAGCCUCAUCACUUCAGUGGAAGAGCUGCAGUCCAGUUUUCUGCUCAAUCCUGACGGCUUCACCGAGGGAGACUUAGCCACGCCCCCUCGGAAGAUACUCAACACCCUCAGGCAGCUCAACCCCAUGUACGAAGGCUACCUCCAACAUGACGCGCAGGAGGUGCUGCAGUGCAUCUUGGGAUACCUGCACGAGGCCUGUGACACCAUAAAGAAAGAGCAGGAGCUGGAGAAGGGGAAACACGCUGUGUCUGAGUUAAACCUGGAAAAUCCCAAAACCUCCACAGAAGAGGAGGGCCAAGUCAAUGGAAAACGAAAGAGUGAUACGGAAGCUGGGAAUGCCAAGAAGAAGCCAAAAUCUGUCCCGUCUAAAGCUCCGGAAGGGGAGAAGGAGAGCGGAUCAACCGUACAAACUCACCCCAAGAGGAAAUGUUCUACUGAUUCUUUAAUAGAGUCUGCUCAGGGCAAGGACGGAGUGCAGGAGACCACAAACGCAGAAGAGGAAAACGAGGGUGGAAAAACGGCCAAAGAGACAGAUGGGAAGAGGAAGAAGAGAGCUAAACUCGGCUGGCUCAGACCCUCCAAGAAACAGCCGAGUAUCUUCUCAAAGUUCCGUAGUGUUGGACGGGUCAGUUCUACCACAGGAAAGGAUCGAGGUAAAGAGGAGAUGGAGAAGCCUGAAGAGAACGUGGAGGACAGUAAAGAGAUCACACUGGACACAAAGGCUGAAGAGGAGGCUCCAAAGACAGAUGCUGUGUUGGACCUGAUGGCCCAGUUGUUCCAGGGGCAGUUGGUUUUGAGGACUCGAUGUUUGGAGUGUGAGAGCUUCACCGAGCGCAGAGAGGGAUUCCAAGACAUCAGCGUCCCAGUGCUGGAGGAGAACCCCCCCAGCCCCGAGGAGCUGUCGGAAAUCUCUCCAGACCCCAAACCGGAGCUGAAGACUCUGAACUGGGCGAUCGGUCAGUUUGCGUCAGUGGAGCACAUCUUUGGAGAGGAUAAGUAUUUCUGUGAGACGUGUCAUCAUUACACUGAGGCCGAGCGCAGUCUGCUGUUUGACAAAACCCCCGAGAUCAUCACCAUCCACCUCAAACGCUUCUCUGCAAACGCUCUGGAUCUGGACUUGUACGCCGGCCUCUCCAAAGUCAACACGCCUCUGCAGACGCCCUUAACCCUGUGUCUGGACGAGUGGUGCACGCGGCGCUCGGCUAAAGGCCACACCUACGAGCUGUUUGCCGUGGUCAUGCACAGUGGCGUCACCAUCAGCAGCGGCCACUACACCGCCUUCGUCCGCAUGCGCCACCUGCAGGACGCCAAACUCUGGACCUCACGAGACCAGAGGACGAAGGAGGUGGAGAGUGAGGAACAGACUGAGAAAAGGGUUAAAGAAGAAGCCCCGGAUUACGACGAUGGAGACGUGGCAUUCUCCAGAGCGCAGACAGGGGGCGCCAUGGCCAAAACGAGGAGUAAAAAGGCGUCUGAAGGCGUUGGGCUCUUGGGAGGGCAGAGGAGUUUGUCUGCAUGUGAACUUAAACAAGAUAAUAACAGUAAAGCCACAACGGACGGGACCAAAAGGAGGAAGACGCUGGGGAGCGUGGCACAGAGUAUCGAAACGGGACUGAAGAAACCGCCGGACUCACAGGAAGCGACGGAAAUGCAAACGGCCAAUGAGAAAGCCUCGGAAAGCCACGCCCUAGGCAGACUCAUGGAGUACGAGGGAAAAUGGAUGCUCUUCGAUGACUCGGAGGUGAGAAUGUUCGAUGAAGAGGAGUUUUUAAGAGCCUGCUCGCCUGAAACGGCGUCCUCGUCCACGCCAUACCUGCUGUUCUACAGAAGGACGCCCAAACAGUGAGGGAUGUGGUCGAUGUAGUAACUGUUGCCUGGGUGAUCUGGUGACUUUUUUAACACGAUAGUGCCAAUAUUGUGGAUCUGACAUUUGAAGCCAUAAGCUGCAGCAGAGGUUAGCUAACACUUUAUUUAAGCUAAUUAAAGAUGAACAAAGGUUUAAUUCAUAAUGAACAAAUUGUUAACAGUGAUUCAGGCUUAGUUACUCCUGCGUAAUCGUCUGUCACAGCGGCAUCCGGCUAGCUCCAACCAGACGGACAGUCGCUAAUGCUAAUUUCGGAGUCUAAUAAAUAUUUAAAUAACGCCACUAUCAGAACGAUCCAAGUAUUUUUAAGUAGAUUAUUUAAGUCAAUUAUUUUUGUUAUGUUACAUUUAACGUUUUAAUAGAACUUAGCAUUAGCAUUGACAUAUAAAGAUGUACCUUUUGAACACAGAAGUUUUCCUCACAUUUGUAAAGGUUCGUUUUUGUGUGUCGGGGCUAAUGCUAAAGCUAAUUUCAGAGUCUAAAAAAUAUUUAAAUGGCGCCUUUUUAACUUUAAUAAUCUACACCUAAAAAUAAUUGGGUCGUCCUGACAACAAAUUUAUUUUGUUACAUUUAGUGGUUAAAUAGAAGUUAGCACUAGCAUCGACGAGCACUCAGUGCUAAUCAGACUUUGGAGCUCGCUGCUGCCGCUGUUCAGGGUUUAUGAACUGAUGCAUUAAGUCGUUGGUUCAUGAGGAAAAAGUGUCUGAAGUCUUUGUUCAUGAUGUAAAGCUCUAAAAAGUUCUUCUGAAGUGUUUUCAGAUCAUCUGUUAAUCUCUCGUCUCUCGUUUCCAGGGACUCGUGUCAAAGCUGAAGUGAUUUAUUUUUGUGAUUUUGUUUAAACCAGGGCCUUUUCUGUCGUCUGCUGUUGUUCAGCUUUAUGUUCAGUGGCUUUUACUGUGUCACUGUUUAUAUCGUUAUGUCUCCUCAGUUCCAUAUUAAUGUUUUGGUUGUUUUUUUUUACAAGUUUGAAAAGCACUUUGAAUAUUCAUUCCAUCUGGUAGAAUUUUUCUUUUUAUUCUUUGUGUGCGUGCGUGGGUGUGUGUAGGUGUAGUCAUGCACAGGCUUUCAAGUGUUUUUCUUGUAUCUCUUUAGCAAAUUACUUUUUCUCUACAGGGAAUAAACCAAAUUCUACUUUUCUAUUUGAAUUAGUUUGUUUUCCAGUUUGUUGUAAAUUUGAAUAUUUGCAACUGUUCAAAUUUAACAACACGAGGACUUUUAGAAUUCAUUAUAAAAACAUUAAGAGCCGACAUGACGCCAUUUUCUGAUCUCUGUUCUGUUGUUUCCUCAUUUAAAACAGACCUGGAGUUGUGUUUUGUUUCAUUCACACGUUUAACACACAAACCCUGCAUAUUUAGGCUGAGUUCUUCUCUCAAACAGAAAACACUUUGUUCAACCUUGUGAUGUCAUCAUGUGGUCAUACAAUAAGUGCAAAUGAAACAAAACACAACUCCAGGUCUGUUUUUGUGGAAGUAACAUCAGAACAUGGAUUAACGCUCACAAGAGUCCAUUUUAUGUAAUAUAGGACCUUUAGUUCAUUUUAACAUUUAGUUGACACGUGCUAAUGUAAAUAAAAGGUGCCUUAAAGCUGUUCAAUACUUUCAUUCAAACUACUGUAUAUCUUCAGAAUGUUGUGCUAAUUUCUGUUUAAUUUUUUUUUCCAAUCCUCUCAAGUGUUGUAGCCAUGUUUGUAUUGCUAGUCAUGUUAGCAUCGUGCUAGCCCAUAUAAUGCACCACCUCUCAGGACAGUACAGUUUCAGUUCUGGUUUUUGUCAUAUUUAUAACUCAGAUCUGUUCAGAAAGCUUAAAUAUCCUUUUAUAAUACCAGCUCUGUAAUGUCAACUUCAUCCAAACCUGAUGCCACAGCAAUAAAACUAUUUACCUC
Molecule: messenger RNA, 4386 nt
Organism: Periophthalmus magnuspinnatus
Lineage: Eukaryota; Metazoa; Chordata; Actinopteri; Gobiiformes; Gobiidae
Gene: usp1
Product: ubiquitin specific peptidase 1
Exons: 9
Coding region: 186-2486 (766 amino acids)
Biological process (GO): protein deubiquitination; regulation of DNA repair
Cellular component (GO): cytosol; nucleus
Molecular function (GO): cysteine-type deubiquitinase activity; cysteine-type endopeptidase activity
Source: RefSeq, a predicted model, not a curated record